Molecule: messenger RNA, 3472 nt
Organism: Aedes aegypti (yellow fever mosquito)
Lineage: Eukaryota; Metazoa; Arthropoda; Insecta; Diptera; Culicidae
Product: myosin heavy chain, clone 203-like
Exons: 6
Coding region: 120-2444 (774 amino acids)
Cellular component (GO): type III intermediate filament
Source: RefSeq, a predicted model, not a curated record
GCCACGAUAAGUGGUCACUCCGCAGUAAUUCCAGCCCAACGGUCGGCAGCACCAGCAUCAACGGUAGCACCACAAAGGACGUAUGGACCGACACAGACAAAGAGCACGACGAUUUGAUCAUGCACCAUUCGGAACGGUCGGAUUCGGGCGUCACAUCGCCCAACAGCCAUCACCACCUGGAAGAUCAACAAACCAGCGGAGUUCCUUCGCCCUGUUGUGACCUCUCGCUGCUGGACCAAAUCCCGACGGAUGAUGUGCGGAAGCGCAUUGCGACCAUGACCAAGCGGGCAUGUUACGACGAGGAGGACAAAAUGUGCCUACUGCAGAUCCUGUCGCUGUUGAACAACUUGGAAGCCCUGUCGCAGGAUCACGAGAUUGCGAGCGACGACAUGAGCCUGGAGCUCCCGGUGAAGUUCAGCAACUAUAGCUUCCCGGAGAGUCAUCCCCCAAAGUCCCUGACGGCAACAUCGACACCGUUCAAGAGUCAACAAGGCAAGAUGGUUGCGACGGUGCAGCCUUUCAGCAGCAAUGCCAACAACUCAGCCUCAAUGACAACCAGCAGUGAACCGAAGAGUAUCUCGAUCGCAUCGAUUGCGGAGACUUUUGGCGGUAUGAAGAAGUCGGCCAAGUGGGGUUCGACCAGCCUGCAGGAAAGUGGAGUGUUUGUGGACGAAAUGAUGGUCAGCUGCGUGGGGACUCAGACGGAGGUGGAAGAUUUCCCUUGUCUGGAGAAAACCAACGCGGAGCUUUGUGCGGAAAUUGAGAAGCUGAACAAAUUCCGGCAGAAAAUCGAGGAGUGUACGAUUAAACGGAACGGUAAGAAUCCAGUAGGAGUGAGCCUUUCGCUACCAGCGGAAUCUUGCGAACAAAGAAGACUGCAGUACUAUGUAAAUCGUAUGGAGCAACUGGAGAAUAAGGUUAAGGUUUAUGAGAGCAGCGGUGAUCAGCAAUUGCGGCAUCUAGCGGAUAGAUUGCAGCGAGAAAUCCAAUUGGAAAGUUGGAUCGAUCAGCUGAGUGAGAAGCUGAACAAGCUUGAAGACGAAAACGAGAGACUGGAAGAGGAGAGAUGUGAACUGGAAGAGAUCGAAAAUGACACUAGGCUACGGUUACAGCGCAUGGAAGUGGACUACGAGAUGAUGAGCCAGAGGAAUACGGAGCUCGAAAUGUCAAAGAGCUCGUAUCAAUCCAAGUACCAAGACGCCAGAGACAGCGUGAUAAAUCUCGAAGAGUUAGUGCAUAAAUGUGAGGAAAGGAUAUUCGUUCUUGAGGAAACAGAAAACGAACUAAAUGAUCGCAUCGAUCUGAUACUAGCGUUUAUUCCGGUACUGUUGAUGUUCAACAGUUGGCAGUUGCAAGAGCAGAUGGCAGCUACCCGGAAGCAGUACGCCAUCAACUCCAUCCCACCGGAGCAUAUCGAAUACUACGAAUCGACAAACGGAGAUUUACAAAUGAGACUGAACGAUCUGAUGAACCGUGAGAAGGAGCUCACCCAGAACAUAGCCGAGUUGAAUCGAGCUUACAAUGAAACCCUGGAGAAUGCAGACAAUCUCUGGGCCCAGAUGGAGAAAGAGUACAAAGACAAGAUCUCCAAGUGCGAGACGGUGGAAUCGAAUCUCAAAUCAAAAAUCGCUCAGUUAGAGGAGCGAUUGAGCAAGGACAGUGAGUAUGCUCACGAGAGGAUAUCUCACUUGGAAGAGGCUGAAAACAGUCUCAAGAACCGAGUAUCCAAACUCAACAAAGAAAACAAAGAUCUGGUUGCCAAGCACGCUGUGCUCCUAGAAGAAUACACCACAUUGAAGGACGAAUACCGGAAGCUGCAGAACUACCUCAAAGGAACCGUCGCGGAGAACAUCGAACGGGAGAAGCGCAAGAUCGUGGCGCUGGAGGAAGAGCUCACCUUAUCCACAUCACUCCUCCAAGAAGCCGAAGAGAAUCACAAAUCUGAGGUGGGACAUAUGCGUGGUAAGCUGCUCAGUGCCACCAAGGAGCUGAAUCACAUCGAAGUGACCAACAGCGAGCUGCGAGAAGAGGUCGAGACUCUAGAAUGUCGCAUCCGAGAGCUGUUGACUCUGAGGAAUUGUGAUGAAGAGCGAAUCAAGCACCUCACUGAGGAACUUCAAUCGAAGCAGGCUCAAAUCAGUCAGCUGCAGCUGCACCCGACUCACAAUAAUCACAGGGGUGGCUUCGGACGAAGCCUUGCACAAGAACUGGAACGACCUGUCAAAGGGUCAUACUCGAAGCUGGGAUACGAGAUUCACCCUCUCAACCGUAAAUUCCCAGGAGACAGCGAUAGCAGCGGAAGCGAGGACAAAGUGAAAUUCCCCAUCGCAAAAACAACUCCGGAAGCCAAAGAAGUCAAGAGUCUGGCCGAGACCAUUAUCAUUAAUGCCGAGAACCGAGGCAUUCGUGCGCCAAAGAAGUCGUUCGUCGAGGAGACCUUCUAAAGUGCCUUAUAGUAAAAUCAAUUAGCAGUUUGGAAGCACUCUAGCGAAAGAAAUCAACAUGGACCCGCAGUAGGCCAGAAAAUCUACAAAACAUAUACCGAAUAAUUCAUCACUCCGACGCACCGCAGCAGGCGCCGCCCCUUGAAGAAGAAAUUGAUUCUAGUCGUUCACUUUGUUUAUAUUAAUUUUGUACAUCAACCGACCCCUAGGUUAAGAAGACAACUGCCCUACGGUUUUGUCAUCACCCAAUCACAUGGCAAUUUCUAUUUAAAUAUCGCACGACCCCAUAAAAACUCGCCGCCCCUCGAAACAAACGAAACGAAUCACGACGAAAGGUUUAAUUUCGCGUUUUUGAAAUUACACUCCCCGAGCUUUUGAGUUUGUUUCGUUCUCAGCUGCCAAAAUUCGUACACUUGGUUUACAUCAUUAUUUCCCAGUUACACAAAUAAUUAUGUUAAGCUUGCACUUUACUUCGUACUCUUCGUUCUUGUUGUUUAGUUUUCGUUACCCUCCCCUGUACAUACCCGGAAGCCGUAAGUUAAUGAAUCUCCACACACACUAUCGAAUAGUUUUUAUUUUGUAGUACAAUUUACUUUGUAGUGAAUGCUGUUUCCUCUGAGGAAAGCUUCGAUUUUACUCUGUUUUUUUUUUUUUUUCGUUUACUUUCCGUUCUUUAUCAUAAUUUGAAGGCGUGACAUUUUUACUGAAACUCUUAUUUCGGAAGUUAACUCUCUAAACUAAAAAAUGUUAUUUAUUUCUUUUUUGAAAAAUUUAAAACCGUUAUUUUCAAUCUUAAAAGAGAGAAAUCCAUCUAACCAAUUGCAUGUGCAUGUUGGAAUGUAGAGUUCAAUCAUAAGAAGUGGAAACAUUGGCCACAAUAAUGAAAAAUUGAAGGUGAGCUUCCACAUUGAAAAUAUACUCAAAAACAGUUAAAAGGAAAAACAUGUUAGAAACAAAUCCCAAUGUAAUGAACACAUCAUCAAACAAUUGUAGAAACAGAACAUUAUAAUAUAUUGAGACUUAUUAGA